Prorocentrum cordatum is the source of this 1212-nucleotide messenger RNA. The record is from the annotation of a GenBank genome assembly. NCBI's taxonomy places the organism in Eukaryota, Dinophyceae, Prorocentrales, Prorocentraceae.
CCCGUCUGCAAGUGCAACCACAUCUGGCGUCCCGCACUGCGCGUGAUGCAGUGAGCAGACUCAUUAGGCGCAUAUUCACACAGCGGGCCAACGCACCACUACAGGGAUGUUUUAGGGGCGCCGCGCAACAGGGGCCCCAGCCAGGGCGUUGACAAAUCGUCUCCCCCCCCUUCUGGACCGCAUUGGCGUGGGUGUUGUGGUGUUGUGGUGUUGCGGUGUCGUGGUGUCGUUCAUAUCUCCGAUGGGCUUCUUCGUAGGAAUUUGUCUCUUCCACGCCGGUGUACCCCGACGGCCCGGCCGCAGCGCCGGCGAUAUGCGAGAAGGCGCAGGUGGCGAGGGGGGCGUGCGAGGAGCACAUCAAAGGUGCUGGCAAGGGUCCGGGGAACCUGGUCCAGACCGGGACCAAGGCGAAGAAGGCUUCGUGGUUGACCUCCCACAGCGAGUUCGGCGUGGAGAUAGCUUGGGCAGCGAGCUGCGCCUGCCGUUGAAUAUCCACGAGGCGCCCCCGACGCCCGCGAGGGCCGUCACCGAGGCGGGGGCUCUGCACGAUUUGAACAAGAUGACGUCGACGCCCGCCUUCAAGCUGGCGUCGCUGCCCGCGCGGGCGAAGCACGAGGCCGUGGUGAGAGUUCUCGGCAAGCUGGCUCACGGCAGGGCCCCCGACCUGACCGUGUGCAACGCUGACAAGCAGCUCGCUGGUGUCGUCGCCAAGCUGAAGUACUUCGCGAGAGUCGCGACGGGCGGGGCCGCGGGGCCUGGCCAGGCGAAGAUUUUCUUCGGCCCGGACGGCCUCGAGGUGCUCCUCGAGGGGGCGAAGCUGAAGGACGCCAAGGGUACGCUCGCGAAGGACGACAUGGCCAAGCUCCUUGAGUACACCCACCUGCUGACCCCGCAGCUCGCGUCCGAGACCGCCGCUCUGACGAACGCGAAGCUGGAGAGCAAGGUCGUCGGCGAGGUGUCGGAGAGGAAGAAAAAACAGCCCAUGAAGAGCGCGGCCGCCCAGGCUGCCGAGGACGAGGCCGUGAGGGAGGCGAUGAAGAUAUUCUCUUGAGUGCCGCGGGGCCCGCUUCCUCGCACGCUCGCGCUUUCGCUGCUUCUCAGACAAGGCAAGGCCGCAGGGCGACGGGGGCAUGCGCGGCAGGCGCGCUCUCUGGGCCGACCAGGGGCACCACGACUAAAGCAGACUACGCAGGCCGAGGGGUGGCCCGGGGA